AUGCCUAAUGCUGUUUUCUACUACGAUCCUAUCGUACCACAACCACCAGUGAUGGGCGGGGGCUUGGAGGUACCACUGCUACCUGAGAUCACCAUGAAGUCCCUUCCGUUAGCAGCAGAGCCGCUUGUCAUUGAACCGAAACCGGCAGUGCCAUUUGUUGGCGUUAACAUCAAUAAGGAGAAGAAAGACGCUCCAGCUGUGAAGCCUGGACCGAAGCCUGUCGAAAAGCCAGCGGAGAGCAGCGAUGAGAGCUCUUCCAGUAGCUCAGACUGGAGCUUAGAGCCUGCUAAGGCACCAGCAGCUAAGCCACCAGCGGCCAAGGAACAAGCUUCCUCUUCGUCUUCCUCAUCUUCCGAGAGGUCUGACACUGACAGUGAUGAUAGCCCACCGCCAGCUAAAAACAAAACAGCAACAAAAGAGAAGGAAGCGAGUGGCAAGACAUCUAAGAAAUUGAAGAAAAGCCUAUCCCAGGAGGAUGUCAUUUGCUUGGGCACUCUGAAGCGACACUACACCAUAACCGAUACCGAUGAGGAGAGCAGCGAGGCGGGCGAGGACGAGGAUGAGCAGCAGAAAUCCAGCAAAAGUAAAACCAAGAAAAAACCCGACAAUCGCUGUGGAAUUUGCGACAAGAAGAUGAUCUGCAUUAACUGCUCGGCCCAGUAUCAUAGCCUCAAGGACUGUCCAAAGCCACCGAACAUGAACGUUGCUCCGCAGUCAUAUUUCGAGCAGAUGGCCAUGCAGCAGAUGGCCAUGCAGCAAAUGGCCAUGCAGCAGAUGGCCAUGUUCAAUGUGGAGCAGCAACGUUUUGCCGUGCCAGCACUGUCAACCGCCACACUCUCGUCCGCUCCUGGCAAGUCGAAGAAGGAGAAAAGACUCCCAAGAAGACCAAGAAAACGCCACAGAAGAAAAUGAAGCACGACGAUGAGGAGGC
Messenger RNA from Drosophila subobscura, 931 nucleotides. Its product is annotated as protein mushroom body miniature-like. NCBI's taxonomy places the organism in Eukaryota, Metazoa, Arthropoda, Insecta, Diptera, Drosophilidae. The coding region runs from base 1 to 912 and encodes 303 amino acids. The record is from RefSeq and is a predicted model, not a curated record. The transcript has 3 exons.